Molecule: messenger RNA, 3318 nt
Organism: Rotaria sp. Silwood1
Lineage: Eukaryota; Metazoa; Rotifera; Eurotatoria; Philodinida; Philodinidae
Source: the annotation of a GenBank genome assembly
AUGGACGGCAAUUUAGAUUGUCCUCAAAAAGAUGAUGAAGAUAUUAUGCAAAUCAAUAGUAUUAAUAUGGCAAAAUUUUUAAAAAAUCAUUUCAAAUGCAACAUAUCCAACAAGUAUCUUCAUCAUUGGUAUGUUCAAGAUGGAUAUUGUCACUGUCCUGUUUAUUACUCUGAUUGGUGUGAAGAUGAACAUUUCGAUAUUAAUUAUGCUGUACAGAAUAUAUCAUUUCAAAGUAUUUGUAAUGGAUUUACACAACUGAUUCCAAUAAAUAUCGAAGGAACAAAUGAAACAGAUGAAACAGAAUGUCAACAAUGGCCAUGUAAUAAUAUUUAUACUCAUUGUGAUGAUAUAUGGCAUUGUCCGAAUGGUGAAGAUGAAAUUGGUUGUGAUUUAUCUUCAACAUUAAAUUGUUUUAAAGAUCAUCAUAAAUGCGUUUCACCUGACACAAGUCAACUUAUCUGUCUGCCUGUUGAAAAAGCAAAUGAUGGCAAGAUCGAUUGUCUUGGUGCUACUGACGAGCCAAUAGUAUGUAAAACAAUUGAUCGACUAAAUAUUAUAUACAAAUUUUAUUGUGAUAAUAAAAUAUUUAACCAAUGUAAUGAUUGGUUGACGCUAUGCGACGGUAUUCGAGACUGUGACCAUGGAGAAGAUGAACAAUUUUGUGUAAAAAAUCGAACAAAUACUCCUUUAUAUGAGAGCAUUUGUGCUUCACCUUAUUCAUCAGUUCGUUCUGCUGCCGAGCAGUUUCUAUGCCAAGCAACAAAAUACAAGCGUAUACAACUAAAUAAAUAUUUCUUAUUGAAUGAAAUGAGCAAAACUCUCAAAGAUCAAACUAAAAUUGUGACAAACUCAAUCUUUUCAAGUUCAUCUAUGAUGCAAAUAUCUCAUCAACAUAAACCUAGAUGUCAUCGCGGUUUUGAUUUACGUGUUUGGUUAAACGAUGCAAAGAAUUUAACAACAAAUACAUGUCUUUGUCCACCUAGCUUUUAUGGUGAUCAAUGUCAAUAUCAAAAUCAACGAGUAAGUUUAACUGUUAGAUUUCAAGCAUUUUCAGAUUCUUGGUCAACUAUAUUUGCAAUAAUUAUUUCACUUAUCGAUGAUAGUGAUGAAAGAAUAAUUCAUUCAUAUGAACAAAUUACUUAUUUAUCGAUCAGAGAUUGUAAAGUUAAAUUCAAUAUUUAUCUACUCUAUGCAACUCAACCAAAAGAUCCAACAAAAAAUUAUGCAAUACAUAUUGAUAUCUAUGAAAAAAUUUCAUUAAAUUAUCGAGGAAGUUUAUUAUUUCAACUAACAUUUCCAUUUUUACCUGUCCAUCGUCUAGCAUUUAUAGUUAGUAUUCCACAAAAGAAUGAAAAAAUUCAAAGUUGUUCAAAUUCUCCAUGUGUUAAUGGUAAAUGUAUUAUAUAUUCAAAUAAUGUACAAAAUGCUAGUUUUUGUCAAUGUAAUCAAGGAUGGUCUGGACGAUAUUGUACUAUUCCACACACUUGUACUUGUUCAUCUGAUUCAAUAUAUGUUGGUGUAUCUACAUACAAUCGAUCUGUAUGUGUUUGUCCAAUUAAUAAAUUUGGUUAUCAAUGUCUUCUAGUUGAUACAAUUUGUCAAAUGAACAAUAAUUCAACAUGUCAACAUGAUGGCAAAUGUAUUCCUGCUGAUGAUUAUACGAUAUUAAAUAAAAAAUUUCAAUGUAUUUGUCCAAAAGGUUAUAUGGGAGAUCGAUGUGAAAUAGUUGAUAAUAAAAUAAUUUUAUCAUUUGAUAAUAAUAUUGUUUUAUCUCAAUCGAUAUUUAUUCAUUUCAUAGAAAUUAUUAAUAAUGAUAAACCAAAGCGUACGACUACGUUUCGUACAAUUCUUUUUAUACAAAAUUCACUUAUUAUUUAUUGGUCACGACCAUUUCAUCUUGUUUUUAUUGAACUUUACAAUAAAAUUUAUUAUUUAGCUAUCAUUCAAAAAACUUCUAAACAAUCAACAACAACUAAUACAAUGAUAAAUCCAUCAGAUCGUUGUCUACAUAUAAAUGAAUUAUUUAAUGAAACUAUUGUUAAAAUGCAUGCUCUUCGUCGUAUUAAAUAUUAUCAUUUACCAUGUCAAAGAUAUUCAUCAAAUUUUUCUUGUUUUUAUGAUGAUGUUUAUAUUUGUUUAUGUUAUGAUUAUAGACAACAACGUUUAGCAAACUGUUUUGAAUUUGAUCAUAAUAUGAAAUUUGAUUGUUUUGGUCAAAGUGUUUGUGAGAAUCAAGGUCAAUGUUUUCAAGACAGUCCAGAUUGUCCAGAAAGAUCAAUGUGUAUUUGUCGACCAUGUUUUUAUGGAGCACAAUGUCAAUUUAGUUCAACUGGAUUUGGUUUAUCACUUGAUGCUAUUAUAGGUUAUCAUAUUCAACCACAUAUUAAUCUUGUAAAUCAACCCAAUCUUGUAAAAAUUAGUUUUGUAUUAUCGAUAAUCUUUAUAGUAGUAGGAUUAAUUAAUGGAAUUUUAUCUUUGAUUACAUUCAAGAGUAGAUCUAUAUGCAAAAUUGGUUGUGGUUUUUAUUUAUUAAGUUCAUCAAUUACUACUUUAUUGACAACAUUUAUAUUUGGAUUAAAAUUUUGUAUACUUCUUCUUGCACAAAUGACAAUUAUUUCAAAUCGAUUAUUUCUACAAAUUCAAUGUUUAUCUCUUGAUUUUCUUUUACGAGUUUGUCUUAAUAUGGAUCAAUGGUUAAAUGCUUUUGUUGCGAUUGAACGAACAGUUACAAUAAUAAAAGCGACUAAUUAUAAUAAGAAAAACAGUAUACAAAUAGCUAAAAUAGUUAUUGUUUUUCUUUUGAUUUUUAUUAUUAGUACUAAUAUUUAUGAUCCUAUUUAUCGACGUUUAAUUGAUGAAGAAAAUGAAGAUGAUAAACGAUUAUGGUGUAUUGCAUUGUAUCCAUCGAAUUUACAAGUAUUCAAUUCUAUUAUUCAUACAUUUCAUUUUUUGGUUCCAUUUGUCAUAAAUCUUGUAUCAGUUUUUAUUCUUAUAACAAAAAUAUCUCGUCAACAAUCAAAUAUUCAUACUAAUCGAACUUAUAUAGAAUAUUUAAAAAAAAAUAUGCGAGAACAUACACAUUUAUUUAUUGCUCCUGUUAUAUUAGUGAUUCUUGGAAUACCACGUUUAAUCAUUUCAUUUGUAUCAAAAUGUAUGAAAUCAACAAAUGAUGCAUGGUUAUUUCUUAUUGGAUAUUUUAUGUCAUUUAUUCCACCUCUGCUUACAUUUGUUUUAUUUAUAUUACCAUCGAAAUUUUACAAACAAGAGCUUCAUAAGUCUCUCAUCAGUUUUCGAACUAUAAUACAACGAUAUUUAUAA